Molecule: messenger RNA, 1121 nt
Organism: Pipistrellus kuhlii (Kuhl's pipistrelle)
Lineage: Eukaryota; Metazoa; Chordata; Mammalia; Chiroptera; Vespertilionidae
Gene: INKA1
Product: inka box actin regulator 1
Exons: 3
Coding region: 16-1083 (355 amino acids)
Cellular component (GO): nucleus
Molecular function (GO): protein serine/threonine kinase inhibitor activity; protein kinase binding
Source: RefSeq, a predicted model, not a curated record
UCUCCCCCGCCGCAAAUGCCACCUCCUCCCCCUUUGCCAGCCUCAGGCCCCCUCCAGGCUCUCGAAAGAUUUGGACUCAGAGCUGCGGUCUGUUUCAGCCGCCAGGAAAGCAGCUGCCCCGUCCGUUCAGACACGUUCAGCACAAACCCAGAAGCAACACGAGCUCCUUCCGUUCAGACCGCCCCCCCCAGCCCCCACCCAUGGCCAGCACUGGGAAGGCCCCCGACUCCGAGGGCGGGCUUCUCCCGAGCGAGCAGGUCACACGGUUCCCGGCUCCCUGCUCCCUGCUUCUGCGGGUCAGAAGCACGGCCCGCUUCUCCCCAGGACUCGGCCUCAGAUCUCACCGAGUCCGGCCUGGGCCCAGCCCCUCCGGCCCUCCUCCCGCCGCACCCCAGACCCGGCCCGGGGGCCCAGCCCCGGCUCAGGGCCUCGGACGCCCUGGAAGAGGACUCGGCCUGCGUUGCGGAGGACUCGGAGGAGGAGGAGGGCGCGGUGACGGGGGAGGGCCCGCGGGAGCCCGCCGUGGACUGGGACUCGGGCUUCUCCGAGGUGUCGGGCAGCACCUGGCGAGAGGAGGAGCGCCCUGCGGCCCCCGUGUGGCGCCCCCACCGCCAGCGCCUCUCCGCCAGCGGCCUCCCCCUGCCCGGCGGGGCCCCGGGGCCCCGGGCGCCCCCCGCCCACCGGCCGCGGCCCAGGUCCACCCCGGACGCCUGCCUGGACGCCGAGGACUGGACGGCGGCCCUGCUGAGCCGAGGCCGGAGCCGGCAGCCGCUGGUGCUGGGCGACAACUGCUUCGCCGACCUGGUGCACAACUGGAUGGAGCUGCCCGAGGCCGCGGGCGAGGGGGACCGCGCCGGGGCGCCCCGUGCCCGCGCGCGGCCCCCCCAGUUCCUGCUGGGCCUCUCGGAGCAGCUGCGGCGCCAGCUGGCCAGGGCCCGCCGGGCAGCCGUGGCCGGGAAGCGCCUGUCAUGCCCCCCGCGCGCCGAGCCCGAGCUGCCCACGGACGCCUCCCGCUUCGCCGCCCUCAUGAGCUGCCGCAGCCGCCGGCCCCUCGUCUGUACCGACAUGGUCAGCUACCUCUGACCGCCCGCCGCCCGGCAAUAAAGACCGCCCGGACUGUC